UGCUGCAGCGAAAAGCUCAGCAUCGGUAAAGUCCGCUGACAGACCCUGUUCUGGUUCAGAGGAGAGAGUAUACCGGACGAAGCAUCGGCUGUGUUCGGCUGUCAAUCUCUGGAGUUGUUGAUUGUACUCGGAUUCAUUUUGAACCAAAUACAGAGAAACAAUUAGCAGGAUUCAGAACUUCACUGCAGAGACUUACUCACAAGUAAUGCUGUGUUUAGGAGAUUCUACUGACUGCCUCCGGGACCAAAUGCAGUACAUGAUGAGAUCCUUGCAGGACCUGAAGCAGAUAAGCAGGCCGAGGCCACUGAGUGAACCAUGUCCUCAGUCCUUCGCUGUAACAUGGCGUUGCAAACAGAGGGCACAGCAAGAGCGACUCACUCGUCUACGGGUUUCUGAUGCCAGUGAAGCCAGCACAUAUGACUCUGCCUGUUGCCUGGCCAGCCCCCUGGAAGAAGAGGAAGAGCAGCAUGAGCGGUUGAAACAAGGCUCCCCAAGCAGUGAAAAGAGUCUGGACUUUGACUCGGGUUACUCUGAGGCUUCCUGGCAGGAUGAAGGUGUGGUGCUGAGGAGGACCAGAAAUGUGAGAGUCUCUUCUUCUGCCUGCCUCCGCACAAACAGAGGACCUUCUGGCCGAAUCCGGCCCAAAUCAACCUCGGACGCUUGCCUGGAGCGCUGGACCUCAUUUGAGGCCGGUGACCCAGAGGACUGGACAACAUCGCUGCUGAGCCGCAGCAGGAACAGACAGCCCCUGGUUCUGGGGGACAACAGCUUUGCUGACCUAAUAAAGAACUGGAUGGACCUACCAGAGAGUCCUGAGCCAGCAGAACUAAAGCCCAGUGCAGGCCGGCGCCUUGCCAAAGACAUUUUGGUCAACAUGCGCCGCAGACUGGCAGGGAUGUCUAAAAGUGUGGAGGUGAGGCCAAGGCCAGUAGUCUCCACAAGAGUCAGCAGGGCUGCAGAGGCUCCCAAACGGAUGUCCUGUCCUGUGGGUCUCCAGGCUCUCAAACCUUUCUUUCACCAGUCUCACACAGGCCUGCAUCAACUGGACACUGACUUCUACCAGUUCACCGCACUCAUGAAGACAGGCAGCCGACAACCCAUCAUAUGCAAUGACAUUAUUGGAUACAUUUAAGCGAGGCAGUAACGGUGGACUGACCCUUUAACAUAAAUUAAAAUAAGAUGGUUCUAUUUUCAUAAUUUCCUUUUGUCCACAAUGUUGAUACAUCUGGAAUAAAAGUUUUUUUGGAUUUAAUGAAAAUGUUUUCUGUUCCUUCCUGAGUUUGAGCAGUGUUAAAUGUAAAAAUCGUAUUAUUGUAGCCACCUGUCAUUGUGUUUGACACAUUUUAAGCUUCUUCUUAAUCCUUCAUGAGACAUGUGAUGUUAUUGGAGUGAAGGUGCCAUUGCAGACAUUGCAUCAUUGAUGCAGUAUUUUGUGUCAACUUUUAAGCUCAAUCAGUCAGUCUUUUGACAGUUAAUGUGAUGCUAUUUUUAAAGAAAAUAAAUAUUCUAUCAACAUCUCCA
This is a messenger RNA of Siniperca chuatsi (mandarin fish), 1521 nucleotides long. It is a transcript of the gene inka1b, whose product is annotated as inka box actin regulator 1b. Gene Ontology annotation, cellular component: nucleus. The record is from RefSeq and is a predicted model, not a curated record. Bases 206 to 1132 code for a protein of 308 amino acids. The transcript has 3 exons. NCBI's taxonomy places the organism in Eukaryota, Metazoa, Chordata, Actinopteri, Centrarchiformes, Sinipercidae. Gene Ontology annotation, molecular function: protein serine/threonine kinase inhibitor activity; protein kinase binding.